Molecule: messenger RNA, 989 nt
Organism: Filobasidium floriforme
Lineage: Eukaryota; Fungi; Basidiomycota; Tremellomycetes; Filobasidiales; Filobasidiaceae
Product: ribosomal protein S17-domain-containing protein
Exons: 5
Coding region: 215-685 (156 amino acids)
Biological process (GO): translation
Cellular component (GO): ribosome; cytosolic small ribosomal subunit
Molecular function (GO): structural constituent of ribosome
Source: RefSeq, a predicted model, not a curated record
AAACCCAGACGAAACCAGACCUAGACCCAACUACGAAGCAGACCUACCAUGCCAUCUCCCCAUCCUCUCCGAUACCGGCUACUCUCAACCUGCAUCCCGCAACGAUCUAGCCAGCCAGCAUAUCCCAAGACUUCGCCUGCAUUCAGUAGCAUCCGAUGCUUCGGAAAGCUUACCUAUCUUCCUCUAUGCGCUUAUUGCAAACUGUACAGGCAAGAUGGAGCAAAACGCCACUACCGCCAAGCACUUUGCUAAGCAGCCCAUCUUCAACAACGCCAAGGUCAGGGGCGGAAAGAAGGUCAACUCCAGGACCAAGCGUUGGUACAAGGAUGUCGGUCUUGGCUUCAAGACCCCUGCCGAGGCCAUCAACGGAACCUACAUCGACAAGAAGUGCCCCUUCACCGGUGAAGUCUCGAUCCGAGGCCGAAUCCUUUCCGGAGUUGUGAAGUCUACCAAGAUGACCAACACCAUCAUCAUCCGAAGGGACUACCUCCACUUCAUCCCCAAGUACAGGCGAUACGAGAAGAGGCACAAGAACCUCGCCGCCCACUGCUCGCCCGCUUUCCGAGUCUCUGCUGGUGACCAGGUCAUCGUCGGCCAGUGCCGACCUCUGUCCAAGACCGUCAGGUUCAACGUCUUGAGGGUGCUCGAGAACAAGCAGGCCGCCCGUGCGUUCAGGAAGUUCUAAACGCCUCCAUCUCUUUGAACGCCAGUCAUCGCCCGCGUCCGGGAUCGCUCGCUAGCCAGAGGACGUAGGGUGGGUGAUUUGGUGGGAAGAGAAGAUGGUUCCCGAAAGAAGGGAAGGGAUUUUUUUUUCCUUUGGAGGGGAGCGUUUUGUGCAAUGGGAAUAUGUUAUUCUCUGUUUUAUUAUGAGAUGAAACGAUUUCCUCGGGGUAGACGGCGAUUUUGUGACCGGUGUGCGGUUCCGUGCUGUCUGUCGGGACAGAUAGUAUGACCAGAGCAGUAAUGACGGUGUUUCACUUGAGAUCUCG